AUGGGUGGAGUCUGGAAUCAUAACCGCAGAGGCCUGAGAGAACAAGUACAUCUGGCUGCAGAAAAUCAUACCAAUGGGACUGAAGAAAUCCAACCCGCAGAUCAAGAUACAGAAGUGGCAGAUGUGGAAACCCAGUUUGACACAGAGAUUUUGAAAAGAGAGACAGACUUCGACUCACAACCUAUUUACCAAGAGCCAGAUACUGACUCGGAGGGUCUAGAGAGUACACCUGAGCCCACAAAGGUACAGGAAGGAGAGCCUGGAGUAAAUGUUCAGAGACAAUGUCCAGAGAUUGACAUGUUAUGGACAAAACCGCACAAUGAACUGGUUGUAGCCAUUGUGAAGUCUGAAGAUCAGAAUCUGGAGUUCCUGUUACAUCACAAGGAGUUCCUGACACUGAAGCCGCAUGACUGGUUAUUUGGAGAGAUGGCCAAGCAGGUGGUGGAACACUUUCCAAAAAUUCCUGAGAGCAUCAACAUAAUACCCAGCAAAGAGGAGAUAGAACACAUCUCCUAUCAGGUUAAUAAAAUGGACUCAAUCUAUGAAAAUUCACUUUACCUACAUUCAGCAACUGAUUCAGUUGGCAAAAGAUCUGAAAACAAUGGUAACCCCACUCAAAAGCAAGAAAAACAGAGAGAAGACCCUUCCUCCAAGUGGAGUAAAUUUUUUCUGAUAAUUCUCUGUGUCUCGCUUGCUUUCGCUCUUGGAGGCAUCUGUGCUCUCUGGAUACUUUAUAUUAAUAAGAUUGCAGAUUUUGAAUCACUGAAUGAACAGCACAUUAUGGUUUCGAAGAAACUGUUGGCUCAAGAGAAAAACAGCACAAUCAUGAUGAAAGAGCUUGAGGAACUUAAAUCCAACUACAGUGAAGUUAAAGAACAGCUCCUCUUUAAUGCUGCUCAGGGUUGCAAUAUCUCAUUGGGUGGCUGGAUAUCUUGUCUUGGAAAGCUAUAUUUCUUCAGCUCUGGUAAACUUAACUGGUCAAACAGCAAGGAUGACUGUGUUUCAAAAGGAGCUAACCUAGUCACCAUUACCAGUAAACAAGAACAGGAAUUCCUGGCCUCGAAAAUUAACGUGACUCACUGGAUUGGUCUUAAUGAUCUGGACACUGAGGGACGCUGGGUCUGGGUGAAUAACCAAACUCUAGAUACACAAGUACAGUUCUGGUUCAGUGUGGGGCAAAGAGAACCUGAUAACUGGAAGAAAGAUGAUCCUUUAGGAGAGAACUGUGCAAGUCUGGGAGAUGAGAACGGCAAUUAUAACACUUGGUUUGAUGCUUCUUGCAAAAAACAUAAAAGGUGUAUUAAAAGUCUGUAUUCUGGGAGGUUUAUUCAACCCAGGACAACUCACAUCAACAGCAAAGAUCUUACCGUUGGACCAACACAUUGA
Messenger RNA from Xyrauchen texanus (razorback sucker), 1386 nucleotides. Its product is annotated as C-type lectin domain family 1 member A-like. The coding region runs from base 1 to 1386 and encodes 461 amino acids. NCBI's taxonomy places the organism in Eukaryota, Metazoa, Chordata, Actinopteri, Cypriniformes, Catostomidae. The transcript has 12 exons. The record is from RefSeq and is a predicted model, not a curated record.